AUGGAGCUCACCAUGGAGAACCUCCACAGCCUCUCAUCGCACUCCCAGGCGGGAGACCUCAUGAGCUCACCGCACGCUCGGCCGUCGCCGUCCCCGAGCUCCAAUCCCCGGAACCUGGUCGCCCACGGUCCCGGCUCGCGGUCAGCCAUGGUGUCCGGCAUGGCCUCGCUCCUGGAGGGCUCCGGCGGGGACUACCGGACAGACCCAUCAUCGCUGUCCGGACACCUGCACCCGUCCAUCAGCAUGUGCGAGACCGGGAUGAGCUUCAGUAACACGUACACCACCCUCACCCCCCUGCAGCAUCUACCUUCCAUAUCCACCGUCUCGGAUAAGUUUCACCCCACGCACUCGCACCACCACGCUGCCGCUCAUCAGCGACUCUCUGCCGGGAACGUAAGCGGAAGUUUCACGCUGAUGCGGGACGACCACCGGGGGCUCGCCUCCAUGGGAAAUCUUUACAGCCACUACCCCAAAGAGAUGUCCGUGUCCGGCAUGGGUCACGGCUCGCUCUCCCCUCUGUCCAGCGGGCUGGGCUCUUUGCACAACUCCCAGCAGCCUCUGUCAGCCUACGGGCCGAGCGCGCACCUCUCCAAUGAAACAAAGAUGCUCUCUCCGGUGUCCGGGUUUGAGUCCCACGCGUCCAUGCUGUCCCGGAGUGACCAGGAGCACCUGGCGAGGAGUUUAGGGGGCCACGGCCACGGUAUGAUUUCCAACCUCAACGGCAUGCACCACCACCCGCACAGUCACCUGCACUCCCAGGCGAAUGGCGCGGUGAUGCUUGGGGACCGGGAGAUGCACGGCCAUGGAGCCGGGCAGGGAGUAUCAGGAUCCGGCAUGCAGGGGGAGGAAAUUAACACGAAGGAAGUGGCUCAGCGGAUAACGGCUGAGUUAAAGCGAUACUCCAUCCCGCAGGCCAUAUUCGCGCAGAGGAUCUUGAGCCGGUCGCAGGGAACCCUCUCAGACCUGCUGAGGAACCCCAAACCCUGGGGCAAGCUCAAGUCAGGCCGGGAGACCUUCAGGAGGAUGUGGAAGUGGCUGCAGGAGCCCGAGUUUCAAAGGAUGUCUGCUCUCCGGCUGGCCGCAUGUAAACGUAAGGAGGAGGACCGAGGACGAGAGCGCAACCAGGUGCCAAAGAAGCAGCGACUGGUCUUCACAGACCUGCAGCGUCGCACCUUGGUAGCUAUCUUCAGAGAGAACCGCCGCCCCUCCAAAGAGAUGCAGAUCACCAUCUCACAGCAGCUCGGCCUGGAGCUCACCACCGUCUCCAACUUCUUCAUGAAUGCCCGCCGCCGCUCCACGGACCGCUGGGACUCGGAGGAGCUCGGUCACGGGGUGCGCGGCCACGUUCACACUCCUCACGGAAACAACAACAACUCCUCACCGAUCCAACCCGGCACCUCCUCUGCGGGGACUUUCUCCAAGGCCUGA
Messenger RNA from Notothenia coriiceps (black rockcod), 1428 nucleotides. Its product is annotated as hepatocyte nuclear factor 6-like. The transcript is spliced from 2 exons. The record is from RefSeq and is a predicted model, not a curated record. The coding region runs from base 1 to 1428 and encodes 475 amino acids. Gene Ontology annotation, cellular component: nucleus. Gene Ontology annotation, biological process: regulation of transcription by RNA polymerase II. Gene Ontology annotation, molecular function: RNA polymerase II cis-regulatory region sequence-specific DNA binding; DNA-binding transcription factor activity, RNA polymerase II-specific. Lineage: Eukaryota; Metazoa; Chordata; Actinopteri; Perciformes; Nototheniidae.